Neltuma alba is the source of this 975-nucleotide messenger RNA. RefSeq names its product protein FAM136A. The coding region runs from base 214 to 669 and encodes 151 amino acids. Gene Ontology annotation, cellular component: cytoplasm. The transcript is spliced from 4 exons. Lineage: Eukaryota; Viridiplantae; Streptophyta; Magnoliopsida; Fabales; Fabaceae. The record is from RefSeq and is a predicted model, not a curated record.
GCAGCGGUCGGGCGACUUUCCAAAUAAAACUCUCAUAGACGAAGAGCUUCGAGAAGGACAAAGGAAGCACAGCGAGCUCAUAAGCACGUUAACGAGAGAACACACCUCGCGGCGGCAGGUUGGCUCUGCAUAAAUAUCCUAGAAAAUAAGUAUUGGUGUUUGGAGUUUUUGCUGGAAUAUCAAACGUUAAAUUUGAUAACCAGUGAGAAACAGAUGGAUCACUUGGCAGCCGCUGAAGAGCAAAUUGCUUCACAGAGAUUGCAGCAGAAACUCCAGGAAGUGAAUGUAGCUGCUCAAGCUCAUCUAGCCCCUGUCCAAGACCAUGUCAAUUUUACCCUUCAGAAAGCGUAUUUCAGAUGCGCUUAUGAGUGCUUUGACAGAAGCAGGAAGCAGGAAGAAAUCACCAGAUGUGUCGAGAAUUGCAGUAUUCCUCUUUCGAAUGCUCAACAGAAGUUUGAUCAUGAGAUGGCUCAGUUUCAAGAAAAGUUGAAUAGGUCUCUGAUGGUAUGCCAGGAUAAGUACGAGGCAGCUAAGAUGCAGAAAAAACCAGGAGCUAUGAAUGAUAUGGUUUCAUGUGCUGAUCAAUCAAUCCAGGAUGGCAUUAAGAUGCUGCCACUUCUUGCUGACAAGUUAAAAGCUUCCCUUUCCAUUAGGGACAAUUCUUCGUAGAUGAUUUUUGACUUGGCAUAUUCGUAAAUUAACAUAGAAGAUUGGAAGAUAAACCUUGCCCUUUUCUGCAGCUAUUUUUUGAACUGCCCAUUACUUUCUAUAGUUCGAAUAGGAACACAUUUAGAGUUCAAUGACUUGCGGGAAGUAUUAUAGAUGAAGAAGUGUAGGUUCUAAUUUAGUGGGCGUGGCCUUAGAUAUCCUUAUUUUUAUUAAAGUUCAUCAAUGAUUGGAGAUUCUGAUUAUUCUGUGUUAUCAAUCAGUGACAAUUUUUGAAUGCAAGAGGUUGAAUUACAGAGGGCAAUCAUG